AUGUGGCGGGAGUUGAGCAGGACUGGGCGGGAGCCCCACGGGGUGAACCCGGCAGUGGCGGUUCCUGGCGAUGUGGAGGCGUUCCAGGACCUGCAGAGGCGGCAGUCAGCGUCCGGCCGCCCCUCGGUGCCCCGCCCGCCCCAGGCAGGCCCCGAUCCCGGCGUGGGGACCCACCCGGAGCCGCUGCUGCUUACGGUCCCGCCGGCGCCGCAGCCUGGCCGCGCUGUGCAGCUCCAGCAGCCGCUGCAGAGCCGUCUCCUGCUGCGCCGCGCUCAAGCCUGCAGGCGCCUUGGCGCUGCUGAGGGGCGCCGGCCACGCGGCCUUCUAGGCCUUGGGACGCUCAGUGCCGGCCCCCCGACCCCGGAGGACACCCGGAAGCCGAGACUGGCCCUCCUCCUCCUCCCCCGGGCCGGGGCCCACUCCAGCGCCCUGCAGCCUGUGCGGAUCGCGCUCCAGGCCUGGGGUCGCCGGAGAGCCCCGAGGAGCCCCUGCUGCCCGGAUACCUCGGCGCGCAGGGUCGCUGGCAUCACGGCUUCGGCUCCGCGACCUGGGAGCCGCCGCCGGGCCGCAAAAUCAAAGGAAAUUCGAGAUGAAAUUUUAGGCCAGAGCCUGGCCUAAAAACUGCAAGUGUUCAUAAUUAACAAAAGAAAUCUAAAAAAAGAGAUGAUGUGUUGCCGCUCCCCUGCAGCUGUGGAGGAAGGAGAGCUGUUCUGCAUUCAUAAAACCAGUUAAAAGGGAUUUCAUAAGGUCUGAAAUUGAGAACUUUCCCAAGAAUACUGCAUCCUGUUCUCUUGUGCAAUAUACAGAUGUGUGAAUAUUCCUAACAGUAACCAAACGGGUGCACUCUCUGUGAAAAUACGUCUUUCCAAGAGUUUUUUGAACAAAGGCAACUCCCGGGCCUUUAGAAGUAAUUGCUACAAACUGUAAAAACAAUUUCCAACCUCCCACUUCUGUAAUUCUCAUCUGUUGUCUUACUAGAAAAUUUAUUUCUCUGGUAAUAAUGUAAUUGAUAUCCCUGUCUUCUCAAGAUGUAAAAUACUUGUAAAAACUUCUCUGUCCAUCAGAAAAUAAUUAUUGGCACUUUUCUUCUCUCUCAUGUGCAUGAUGGAACAAUAAAAAGCUUAUGGCUCUGCUAGAUCUAUUAUUUAACAAACAA
This is a messenger RNA of Symphalangus syndactylus (siamang), 1156 nucleotides long. RefSeq lists its product as uncharacterized. The record is from RefSeq and is a predicted model, not a curated record. Lineage: Eukaryota; Metazoa; Chordata; Mammalia; Primates; Hylobatidae.